Molecule: messenger RNA, 2057 nt
Organism: Dreissena polymorpha
Lineage: Eukaryota; Metazoa; Mollusca; Bivalvia; Myida; Dreissenidae
Product: glucosidase 2 subunit beta-like
Exons: 15
Coding region: 86-1747 (553 amino acids)
Biological process (GO): N-glycan processing
Cellular component (GO): glucosidase II complex
Molecular function (GO): protein binding
Source: RefSeq, a predicted model, not a curated record
UGGACCAAUCAAAUGGCUCCAUGUUUUUCCACGUUCAAAACGGUGUUAAAGUAAAAAAGUGACGCGACAACAGACGAUACCGAAAAUGAUCUGUUCGCUGUUAUUUUUCUGCGUUAUUACAUCAUGUCUGGCCACAAUUCCUCGACCAAGAGGGGUUUCUAUAUCAAUGGCCAGUUGGUACAAGCCUGGUGCAGAGUUUAGAUGUAUCGAUGGAAGCAAGUCGUUGCCGUUUGAAUACAUCAAUGACGAUUACUGCGACUGCCCUGAUGGCUCCGAUGAACCCGGUACAUCUGCCUGCCCUGGUGGGAAGUUUCACUGCACCAAUGCUGGAUUCAAACCGUUGAAUAUCCUCUCAUCUCGGGUUGGGGAUGGCAUUUGUGACUGCUGUGACGGCACAGAUGAGUGGGAGGGCAACAUUGAGUGUGUAAACAAUUGCAAGGAGCUCGGCAAGAAGAUGAGAGAGGAGGCCGAGCUGGUAAGGCAGCUACAGGAGCAGGGGCACACACUGAAACUGCAGUACAUGGAGACCGGGAAGAAGACACGGGCUGUGAAGAAGACUGAACUUGAAGAACUGCAGAAGACAAAAGUUGAGCUGGAGACAGUAAAAAAUGAAAUGGAGCAAAAGAAGAAUGAAGCAGAAACACCAGAAAAGGAGGCCAAAGAAAAACAUGAACAAGCAUGGAAAGAGGAGCUAGAGAAAAUUAAAGCUGCCAAGGACAAGGUCAAGGCUGAGACAGCCUUCUAUGAGAUGGACGAGAAUAAAGACAACAGGGUGGAUCUAGCCGAGGUGAAGGCUCACUCACAGUUUGAUGUCGACAACAACGGGGAAGUGUGUGACACUGAGGCCAGGGAGCACCUAGAGCUUGGGGAUGAAGACACGCACGUUGACAUGGCCCACUUCAUUGAGAAGGUCUGGCCAAACAUUCGCGAGUUCUACAAGUCCCCAAGUGAGUUGCAGGCUGCUGCCAAGGGAGAGAAGCAGGGUGAAGUACCAGAGGCCCCGAAGGCCAAUAUACCCAACACAGGUGAAUAUUUAGAAAAUGAAGAUGAUGAUGAGGAGGAUGAGGAGGAAGAUAUUGAAUAUGAUUUCUCUACUCAGGAGGAGGGCCAUGCUGAGCCCCAUGCCACUCCUACCGCCCCGCCCUCUUCAACCAUGGAAACGCCUGUAUUAGUACCUCCUACCAUUGUGGAAGAAGAAAACAAGGAAAAACCAUCAGUAGCUGAUGAUGAGAAAAUGCCAGACUAUGAUGAACUGACUAAACAACUUAUGGCGGUUGCUGAUGUCGCUAGGAACCAGUUUACUGAAGCAGAAAAAAAACUGAAAGAUACUGAAAGCCAAAUCAGAAAUCUGGAGACCUAUCUUGGCAUUGACUACGGCCCCAACGAGGAGUUCAGCGUGUUGAAAGGCAACUGCUAUGAGUACACGGAUCGGGAAUACACCUACAAGAUGUGUGGCUUUGACAAGGCCACGCAGCGAUCAAAAAGUGGCGGAUCAGAGACAACUUUGGGUAACUGGGGUAAAUGGGACGGGCCAGCCCAUGACAAAUAUGCAAUCAUGAAUUAUGAGAAUGGACAGUCUUGCUGGAACGGACCCAAUAGGUCCGUCAAGGUCCAUUUAAAAUGCGGUACAGACAACAAACUUACUGGUGCCUCCGAGCCAAGCCGGUGUGAAUAUGCCUUUGAUUUUGAAACCCCAUCGAGAUGCUCUGAACCCCCCACCACCCACCAAUUGCACACAGAACUGUAGUCAAUCACCAUCAGUGCAAAAUAAUUGAACUGUUUCAAAGUGCUCAAUUUCUGUCUGACAUGUUAAAGAUGCUAAUUUUAAUCAUAUAUGUAUUUUGUGGAGACCAUGAACAAAUCACAAUAAUUUCUUAUAUUUAUGUUGUUAAGUAAGCUUGUUAUGGAAAAUAUUAAUGUAUUUGUAAAUUAAUAUGAUUUAUUCUAUUUGAACUAUAUUUUACAACAACCAUACAGUUCUCGUAUGCCAAUGCAAUCAUGAUGUUUAGCAGUAUGAAAUUAUGAAUAUAUUAACAUGAAAAGUACUAACAACACAA